CUCACCACCAAGACUGAUUUCUUUGGAAAUUUGCUUGCUGAAGAUGCCAUGUUAAAGUCAUUGCAAAGGCCACCAGUAGAUCCCGAGCUCUUCAACUCAAUGAUGAAAGCGUGCCUUUUGAAAACUGUUGAAGUUCUCCAACGCCAGUAUGCCCGUUAUUUCACUCUCAAUGUAACUGAAACACUUAGAAAAGAAACUGAAUCUGCACGCUGUCAUAAUAUAGAUGCGGAGAGUGUAAUGGGCAUGUUCAGUGCCGCAAAGGAGCAUGCCCCGAAUGCCACAUUGUGUUUUCUGUCUGCACGGAUCAAGGCGGUCAAAAAUAAUGUGGUUGACUAUCUGGAUAACCUGCAAGGAGAAAAAAAGAGAAAGGUUAUUGGGCUUGCAACAACCCUAGCCAGGAAACGGAACACAAAUAGAAGAAGGAGAACACAUGAGAUCAAGACAGAAAUUGCAAAACGAAUGAAUGAUAAACUGCAAAAAAGGAACCAAGUGAAUCGUAAGAAGUUGGAAAGGAAAAUCAAAGAUUGUAGCUUGGCCAACCUUCAUACUGAGUUUAAGGAGUUUGGAGAAGAGGUUGUGAAUUCAAUGUCUGAAAUAUUGACCGGUAGGGUGAUUGGACAUGAGAUAUGCCAUAUUUGGUAUGACAAUGACACGCAGCAAAGGACUUUGUACUACGGAAAGAUUGAGGACCUGAAGAGAGGAGAUACUUACCAAGUAGCGUAUUGGGGAGAAGGGGAGACAUACGAAGACGAUGCUGAAGACUAUGAUAUGCCAAAGUUUGCCCUAGCUGCGGACUUCCUCUGUGAAGAUCUCACCUUGUCAUAAUAAAAUCCCUUGAAACAUUUAAAGACUAAAGGGCAAUGUAUUCAACAGAUAAAUGAGAAUUGUAAAAAUGGAGGAAGGACAGAGAAUUCUAGCUCAGUUUGUGAGCGAGAAAGGAGAGGCUACUGGAGCACCUUUUGACCUUCCUCUCGAUGUAUCUACAGAAAAACUGCAAUUGAUUUGUAAUGCCAUCCUGCAACAGGAAGACACAGUGCCUUAUGCAUUUUACGUUGAUGAGAAGGAGAUCACAUCAACACUGUCGGAAAGUUUAAGUAAGGAGGAUCAGGAAACCGAACAAGUGCUAUCGAUCAUCUAUCAGCCCCAGGCUUUGUUCAAAGUGAGAGCAGUGACCCGUUGUACAAGUACCAUAGAAGGUCAUGCAGAGGCUGUGAUAUCUGUAGCAUUCAGCCCAGAUGGAAGGUAUUUGGCAAGUGGCUCCGGAGACACAACUGUGCGAUUCUGGGACGUGACAACUGAAACACCGCACCACACCUGUAAAGGACAUAAGCAUUGGGUGCUGUGUAUAGCUUGGUCUCCUGAUGGUAGGCGGCUAGCUUCAGGCUGUAAGAAUUCUCAGAUAAUAAUUUGGAAUCCGGAAACCGGUAAACAAGAAGGAAAAGUAUUGACUGGACAUAAACAGUGGAUAACAUGGUUGGCAUGGCAACCAUUUCAUGUUAAUCAUGAGUGUAGAUUACUUGCAUCAGCAUCCAAGGAUGGAAAUAUAAAAGUUUGGGAUGUUGUUCGAGGUUGUUGCUUGAGAACACUGUCUGGCCAUCUCCAGUCGGUAACAUGCAUUCGGUGGGGUGGGACUGAUCUCAUCUACUCAGCUAGUCAAGAUAGAACAGUCAAAGUAUGGAGAGCUGCUGAUGGUAUCUUGUGUAGGACGUUACAAGGUCAUGGCCAUUGGGUGAAUACAAUGGCUCUAAGUACAGACUAUGUAUUACGUACUAGCUGGUUUGAUCCUAUGCAAGCGACCAUCAAUCAUCAGCGCAUUGACCAAUCAGCUGAAGAACUAUCCAAGAUUGCCAAGGAUAGAUAUGACACAGUCAAGGGAUCUGAACCAGAGCGCCUAGUGACAGGCUCAGAUGACUUCACAUUGUUUCUAUGGCAACCAGAGAAAGAGAAAACGUCUGUUGCAAGGAUGACGGGUCACAUGCAACUCAUUAACGAUGUAGCCUUUUCUCCAGACACUCGGCUUGUGGCUAGUGCAUCAUUUGACAAGUCCAUCAAGUUAUGGAAUGGUCAUACUGGCAAGUUCAUAACAACUCUGAGAGGACAUGUCAGUAAAGUAUAUCAGGUAUCAUGGUCCUCUGACAGUCGAUUACUGUGUAGUGGUAGCUCCGACAGUACUCUGAAGGUAUGGGAUGUUGCGAGUAAAGCAAUAAAAGGUGAUCUACCUGGCCAUGCUGAUGAGGUGUAUGCUGUGGACUGGAGUCCUGAUGGACAGAGGGUCGCUAGCGGUGGAAAGGAUAAAGUCCUCAAGAUAUGGAGGAGAUAGCAUUAGCUAUACUGAACACUAAAGAAGUAAGUUCUGUGCUACAGUAGCCAUGACACCAUUAACAGGACUGAUACUGCUCUUAUCAACAAUGAAUAGGAAUAGAGCAAGUUACCAGUCUGAGGAGAGAAAGUGGAAAAAACAAAGACCAUACGCUCAACUGAAAUCUGCAGUUGUUGUUGUGACCAAGGAAGCAUGUCACUACCGAUAGGUCUGUUUUUUAAAUAGAUAUACUGGAUGAUAUCUGUAAGCAUAUCCAACUGCUCCAGUAUACUAUGUAGCCAUGAGCAGUGCAAGGGUACUUUGAUAGGAGGAAAGGGGGGGGGGGGGGUGGGGGAAGAUGACCUAUUGAGGUGAGCAAUUGCUUUUCUCAAUUGAAUAUAUUAAUAAUAUAGUUACAUGACCCACACUCUCUAUAUGAUACUCAUAUUCAUAUUAAUCCUUUUCAUAUUCAUAUUCUUCCUUUUGUUUCUUUUAUUCUCCCAUUUUUGUUUUUACUUUACUGCCAAAGCCAUGGUAAGUCAAUGUCAAAUGUUAUUUUGUUUCAACAACUUUAAACAAAAUAGGCAAAAUAAGACUAAGAAGAGGUAUAUGACAAAUGUUCUAGAUAAUCUGGUCUUAAAAUUGCUGCGACUUUAGCGAUUAUUUGACUUAUGGAAGGUCAAUUUUAGCAGAGUUACAUGUAAUUCAGAGUAUGAGCAUCAAGACCAUGUAACUAGGACCUUAGGGUAUCAGGUAUCAUUAAUGUGAACAUCUACCCAAGAUUACAAGGAGAAAUUACCUUUUUUUAUCACGAGGGCUUAUUUAUCCAUGGCAGAUAAAUGGGAUACCAUAUUAUUGUUUUAUUUAUUCCCUCACCAUAGGAUUUCAUUACCAAUUGAAAUUCUCAUGAAUUUAUGAUUGCAAGCUACCAAAUUAGAUUAACUCAAUGUUUGAUAUUCAAAACUUGAGAAAAAUAAGCAUGUUGAAUAUUGUCUGCAUUUAAAUUUUGCAUUACAAUGGCAGAUAAACAAAACAAAUAACAGACCAACAAAAUAUUUUGUAGAAGCACCUGUGUUAUGUGAAAGUGUGUAUGAUCUCCUGAAUAUGAAAUAUUACUCCAUUAAUUUCCACUCUUGUUACAUUUACAUUUUAAAAAAUGUAAAUGAAUUCUUUAAAUGAAAGUAAUAAACUUUUAUCAAUUACUGGUACUGACAAUUUGGCAAUAUUGAUUUUGUGCAGUGUAUUAGUAAAAUAAUCAAUUGCUAUUAACUUGACUGUUCCUGAGAGGAAUAUCAAAUAUGUUGCCUGUUGAGAAUCAUAUUCCCUUGAGUCUUAUAAAGAGGGCUCUUUUAAAGGGCAACAUUUUUCAUGUAUCCCGAAAGUAGAACCAGUCUUUAUUUUUAUUACAAUCCAAAUCAGACAUCUUGAAGAUUGAGAUUGAUGUAUGUGUACCCUUUAUGAAUAUAGUUCUCUUGUGUUGUGUUAAUAUCAGAUGCCAUGAACUUUACCAUUAUGAUGUGAUAUUAAAGUCACAUCCUUAGGGAUGCUUCCACUUUCGUA
This is a messenger RNA of Lytechinus pictus (painted urchin), 3859 nucleotides long. Its product is annotated as notchless protein homolog 1-like. Lineage: Eukaryota; Metazoa; Echinodermata; Echinoidea; Temnopleuroida; Toxopneustidae. The transcript has 13 exons. Gene Ontology annotation, biological process: ribosomal large subunit assembly; Notch signaling pathway. The coding region runs from base 878 to 2320 and encodes 480 amino acids. Gene Ontology annotation, molecular function: protein binding. The record is from RefSeq and is a predicted model, not a curated record. Gene Ontology annotation, cellular component: nucleolus.